Molecule: messenger RNA, 2343 nt
Organism: Leptopilina heterotoma
Lineage: Eukaryota; Metazoa; Arthropoda; Insecta; Hymenoptera; Figitidae
Exons: 5
Coding region: 1-2343 (780 amino acids)
Biological process (GO): DNA recombination; DNA repair
Cellular component (GO): cytoplasm; chromosome
Molecular function (GO): four-way junction helicase activity; 3'-5' DNA helicase activity
Source: RefSeq, a predicted model, not a curated record
AUGGCGCAACAAUUGUGGAUUCAGAAAUUGAAAAACAAAUUCCACUUGAAUAAAUUUAGAGGGCCCCAAGUGGAAAUCAUUACCAAUAUUUCAAAUGGUAAUGAUGGACUAUAUGUCAUGCCAACGGGAGGUGGCAGAUCAUUAUGUUUUCAAUUUCCCACAUACCUGGAGAAUUAUGAUGACAAUGGUGCUCAUACUACUAAUAAACGUACAGCAAUCAUAAUUUCUCUAUUACUUGCUCUUAUAGAAGAUCAAGAUAAUUAUCUACAAAAGUUGCACGGAUGUACAUUCAGAGAUUCUUAUGUCAGUUUACAAUAUUUAAAAACGUAUUUUUCUCGAAUCCAAAUUUGCGGCUUUUCAGCAACAAUCACACGUGAUGAAAUUCCCAUUUUACAAACAACAUUGGAACUCGACCAAAAUUGCAUGGUGUUGUUUGCAGAUUUGUAUAGGGCGAAUUUAAAAUAUUCGCUAAAUUUCAACAUCAAGAGCAAAGAAAAGAGGGGAGGAGAAAUUAUCCGUUUGAUGAGAACAAAAUAUAAUGAUGGGGAAUCGGGUAUCAUUCAUUGUGGGAAGAUUGAAGAUACCGAACUAUACUGUAAAUUACUAAGGGAUAAUGGCUAUUCGUGCGAACGGUACCAUGCAAAAUUGUCGAAACAAGACAAGAAUGAGAUUUUUCUUCAGUUGAAGGAGAAUCGUAUUCAGGUUUUGUGCGCGACAAUAGCAUUAGGUAUGGGUAUUGAUAAAUCAGACACCCGAUUUGUCAUCAACACCACCGUUUCCAAUUCUCUGGCAAAUUAUUGCCAAGAGACGGGAAGAGUUGGUCGCGAUAACAUUCCGGGUGAUUGCAUUUUAUUUUACCACUACGAGGAUAUCUUUACAAAAAUGAAAUUAUUCAUUGGUGUUUACACGUAUAGUCGGGAAAUUAAAGAUAAAUAUAUAAAAGAAAUGCUGUUAUUACUAGGAUACUGUGAAAAUCAACAGCAAUGUCGAUAUAAAUUUAUAAUUAAACAUUUUGAUCCUCUUGCAGAAAAAUCCUUGGAUCCAAAUUGGCAAUGUCAUAACUGUGAUAUUUGCAAAAAAAUAUUUCUUGCAGAUAAACACCGUAUUGACGUUUCUAAGCUUGCGACAGAGAUGAAAAGUUUAAUUAUAAAUUUAGAAAACACAAAUGUUCCUAGAAAUAAUAGACUUAACAUCAACGGUUUUGUACCUUUUCUUUUGGGGAAGACGACAACGACAAAUAGACUGCCGCACUUUUGUCAAAAUGUAAAUUUCGGAUGCCUGACCUCUUGGAAAGAUGGACAAAUUUGGCGAUUAUUUGCCACUCUAUUGGGUAAUGGUGUCUUAUCAUUAGAUUUUUCACCAAAUCCAAUGGAAAGAAAUUCGAUCAAUACAGAUCAUUCAGUGAUGAUCACUGCAGCAAAUAAUCACCAUGCUCAACCUCCCGUGUUGGUCGAGCAACAACAAGGUCAUUAUGCCAAUGUCACCCAUGCCAUCCAUUUUAUUCUAACAAAAAACGAGUUGGAUUACUUUAAAAAGAAAACUCCAAAAGUUCUAAGUAGCUUAUGCUACAAGGAACUGUCUGCGAUGGGUUCAGAAUUGUCGGUAAAUAAGUACAAUGAGCAAACCAAUGCUGUACGCAAUCAUCGUAGAUUGCGUACAUUAGCAAAGGUGUUGCCAGAAACCAUGGAAGAAUACCAACAAUGCUGCUCCAAUAAUCCACAGAACACUAUUCAGCCUUAUGACAAUGCAUUAUUGAAUGUAACUCGUCAAUACAAGGCUUUGAGCAUUAUUGGAGAACGGCCGCAACAACCACAACCACCAGAGGCCCCACCAGCAAUUCCUGCUGCUGCUGCUGCUGCCACACCAAUAUUGGCUGAACAAACACUUACAACACCUACAGCACCUACAGCACCUCUAACGCUUACAACACUUACAACACCUACAACACCUACAACAGCAGCACCUACAACACCUUCAGCAACAGCAGCACCUACAACACCUACAACACUUUCAGCAACAGCAGCACCUACAACACCUACAACACCUGCAGCAGCAGCACCUGCAACAACUCGAGUACCAAUAGCAAUUCAAUUUGCUAUGCAGCUCUUUGUUGUACUCGAACGUCUGCCAAUUGCUGGUCCCUCUCGUCCUCGUCAUCAACCGGAAAGUGUUAAAAGUUUAAAAAUUUGUCCUGGACGUCGGAGAAUUUUAGAAUUCUCCAAUAGUGACGACAGUAGCGAUGAUAAAGAUGAUGAAGAAGAAGAAUAUGAUGAUGAAGAAGAAGAUGGAGAAGAAAAAGAUGAUGAUGAUGAAGAAGAAGAAGAAGAAGAAGAACACCAAUAA